Messenger RNA from Trichomonas vaginalis G3, 2583 nucleotides. RefSeq names its product protein ubiquitination. The transcript has a single exon. NCBI's taxonomy places the organism in Eukaryota, Parabasalia, Trichomonadida, Trichomonadidae. The record is from RefSeq and is a predicted model, not a curated record. Gene Ontology annotation, molecular function: protein binding. Bases 1 to 2583 code for a protein of 860 amino acids.
AUGGAUGGAAAUAACAUUAUUUUUGAUGAUUUAAAGAUCAAAAGCAUCAAAGAUAUUGCUAUCCCUAAGCCAUUUGAACUAUUAGUCCAGGCAGAAGAUCAUUAUUUUAAUCUCAAUCAAGAAAAUUUCGAAGAUUCAGUCAAAUUUUUUGAACAAUUUAUCAAAGAAGGUCCAGGCGAAACCCAGGAAGAGAAUUUCCAUUAUCUGCAGCACUUGCACACGUAUGAAAAACCUAUAAAAUCAUUUGAAAGCAUUCAAUUCAAAUUAUUAGUAACUCUACAAAAUAUUCUCUAUCAUCUAACCAGCAUAAACGACAAAAAUUCGUAUGAUAUAGCUAAUGAUCCAGACUUUAAGCUUAUUAUUCCCUUUUCAAAGAAUAAAUUACCAAUGAAUCAUUUUUCACCAAAUGAUUGUUCAAACCAAUUAACACAAAUAUUACUUGAUGACGACGUCACACAAUUUCAGCAAUACUUUUCUAAAAAAAACUUUAUCAAUUCUUAUAUCAAUUUUAUUGCAGAAAUAUACCAAAAACCAUCGAUUAAUAUUAUUAAAUACAUCCUUAUAAGUGAUAAUUUGCCAGAAGAAAUCAAAAAGGAAGAUUUGGUCAAAACAGAAAAUUUAGCAUAUGCAAUUUCUUCAGGAAACAUUGAAUUAAUACGUUUACUUGAACAACAAGGUGCUAAUUACGAUAACUGCUUAACUCAUGCUUUUAAAUCUCGAAAUUCAGAUUUAAUUGACUGGUUUAUUGAGAAUUAUCAACAAAAAAUUGUUGAUAAUAUUAGUUUUCUAAACCUUAGAUCAGUUAUUUUCUGUUUAGAGAACAAUAUUUGUUCAAAUUACUAUGAUAUUUACAAAACAUAUUAUGAUUGUAAUUUCAAGUCAAUUCUUGAACAUCUUACAACAUACAAACAUGAUUUGAUUCAAAAGGAACCACAAGUUAUGAUAAAGGGUUUAAUGACAAUGCCGAAUUCCUCAAUUAUUAGUGAUUGUUUGAAGAAAGGAAAAUAUGAUUAUUUCAACAUUUUUUAUGAUUUAGGAUUAGCUUAUACUGAUGGAUUUUGUUCAGAACAUCCUUUAUCAUAUUUGGUUUCUCGUAAAAACUACGAUUUUGAUUUUUAUGAAAAGAUCUAUCAGUUAACGCAAAGAAACAAAGCUUCACAGUUCCAUUGGCCACAACCUUUUAUCUAUCAAAUUUUGUCAAAUAUGGAUUUAUUGAAAUUUUUCUUAGAUAGACAUAUUUUCCCUAUUAAUUUAGAUGAGGUUUUGAGAUCUUGUGGUCUUGAAGAAAUGAAAUAUAUCUUUGACAAUUACAAGAAACUCGAUGAAAACGAGUUCAUAAUGAUUUUUUCUGAUAGAAUUACUCCUUGGAACUUUAAGCCAGAAUUAAUCAAAUAUAUUUUGGAAAACUUUGAUUUGAGUCUGGAUGAUUAUAUUGAGUUUAAUUUAUUAAAGUUUGCUUUUUCAGUCGAAAAUAUGGAAUUGAUGAAUUAUCUUCUUGAUAAAGGUGUUAAACCAAUAAUUAAAUUAGAUGAUUACACCGGAUACAUUAAAUAUGAUAGCGAUAGCGAUAGCUAUGAUUAUGAUGAUGAAUCUUCUAAUACUCGUAAUGUUAUGGAUGGAGCAACACAUAGCAAUUAUGAAGCUUAUAAACUUAUCUUAGAAAGAGGUGGAAAAGGUAAUGCAAAAGGAUAUCGACACUCCAAAUCCAUUCUUGAUUAUCAUAUAUCAAAAGGAAACUUCGAAAUUGUUAAACUUCUUGUUGAACAUGGCGCUGUAAUUAACAUGAGUUCCUUAGAGAGUUGCUUAGAUGAAAGAAUCUUUUCUUAUUUGGUUGAACAAGCAAACGAUGUUAAGCUUCAUAAAAACCAUGAACUAUUGAUUAAGAAUGACAAAAGUUCAUAUCAUUUCCUUCUUUACGCAAAGAAGUAUCCAAUCAAAGAUUUAUCAAUGAAAAAGCGCCUUGAAUGCUUAUCACGAGCAUUAAAAGUUCAAAACGAAAUUAUUUGUAUUUAUCUUUUGAAGAAUAUUGAUAUUGAAGAUGGAGAGAAAAUUGAUCAUUUCCCUCGUGAUAAAAAAUUAUGGCUAUUUGAAGCUGUAACAAUGAAUUCACCAGAAUGUGUUAAAUUGCUUUUAGAAUUUAUAAAAAAGAGUGGAUUAAUUGAUCGGUACUUCGAUCAAAAGAAAAAUAAUAAGAGUUCAGAAAAAGACUUUAAGGAAAGGAAACAAUUUGAUGAAAUGUAUUUGGAUGAUUAUGAAAAUUAUUUGGAUGAUGGUAAAAGAUUUUGGGCUGACGAUGACGAUGUUGAAGAACCUAUUUUAGAAAUUGUUGAUUCAAAUUAUUUUCUUCAGGCUGCGAAGCUGAACAACACAGAAAUUGUUAAAAUACUUAUUGAACACAAUGUCCCCAUUCAAAAUGUAGUUGAUAACUACUACAUCAAUGCAUUGUUUUGGGCAGCCAUCCGAGGAAAUGUUGAAAUGAUCAAUCUUCUUCUUCACUAUGGAUAUGAAAAGUUGAACAUUCGCGAAGAAGAUGCAGUAACACUUAAUAUUCAUCCUGAUCUUGUAAAAAUGAUUAGUUAUUAG